CCCUGGACUUCUGUUUGAAGGCUAACACAGGUCCAAACCAAGAUGGGGGACAAGACUCAGAACCUGCCUGACAUGUGGAUGCCCCCAACAGCAGGGGGAAAAGAUGAAGAAUCUGAACUUCAAAGCAACAGGCUGCUCUGCUGCUCAAGAACCAAGCUCAGAGAGGCUGAUUUGCCAGGGUCAGAAUGUGAAGCCUGGCUGCACAGAGUCCAAGCUUUGAAGCCGGAUAAAUGUUGGAAGAAAUGUGCCUCAGAGUUGGGCUUCCCAAACUUGAACCUUUGCUGCUGCCCGGGCGUGCAGGGCCCGGCCGCCGCCAUGUCGGGCCCGUUCGAGCUCUCGGUGCAGGAUCUCAACGACCUGCUGUCGGACGGCAGCGGCUGCUACAGCCUACCGAGCCAGCCUUGCAACGAGGUCACCCCCAGGAUCUACGUGGGCAACGCGUCUGUGGCUCAAGACAUCCCCAAGCUGCAGAAACUAGGCAUCACGCACGUGCUGAAUGCCGCUGAGGGUAGGUCCUUCAUGCACGUCAACACCAAUGCCAACUUCUACAAGGACUCCGGCAUCACCUACCUGGGCAUCAAGGCCAACGACACGCAGGAGUUCAACCUCAGCGCCUACUUUGAAAGGGCUGCAGACUUCAUCGACCAGGCCUUGGCUCAAAAGAAUGGCCGGGUCCUCGUCCACUGCCGGGAAGGUUACAGCCGCUCCCCAACCCUAGUUAUCGCCUACCUCAUGAUGCGUCAGAAGAUGGAUGUCAAGUCUGCCCUGAGCAUCGUGAGGCAGAACCGUGAGAUCGGCCCCAACGAUGGUUUCCUGGCCCAGCUGUGCCAGCUCAAUGACAAACUCGUCAAGGAGGGGAAGUUGAAACUCUAGGGCACCCCCUCGGCCUCUUCUCUAGAGGCAGGCCGGGGAGGCCCUGGUCGAGGUGUCCGAAGCCGCCAUGUUUAGGAAACACAGUGUACCCUGCUCCCAGCAUCACCAGGCACUUGCCCACAAGUCUGUCCCAACACAGCCCUGGGCCACUUUCCCCCUGGGGAGCACAUAAACAAGCUUGCUAAGGAAGGCAUUGUCGCUCCCUGGUGUGUCCUGUGCCUGUAGUUUAUGAUGUCCUCUCCCUGAGGUGGGGGCGCAGAGGGGGAAGGCCUGUGACGUGCAUGCUUCUCCUGGAUGACCCAAGGCAGGAGGUCUGUGGCAGUGAAAGGCUCGAGAUGCCCCCAGGGGCCCUUCCUGACCUCUGUUGCCCCCUGCCUCCCUCCCCCGCUCCCUGCCAUGCACCCUGGGUCCUCUCCUGAGUGGGGACCGCAGCACCUCGAGCCCUGUAAGGGAACUAUGCAAACACAGGCCCCUCUCUCCCCACCCUGCCUGCCUCCUCCUCGCUCAUGCCAGCUGUUCAUAGGCAGAGGCUCGCAUUUUGAGGGCUGAAGCUGGCCCCCGCCGGCCAGCAGUUGAUAGUGGGUGGAAAUUCCCAUGAAGAGACUGCAUUUUAAGUAUUUCAGUAGGAUUAAAGAUACCCAAACAAAGAGGCCGUCAGGUGGGCAGACAUUCCUCUGGAGGACUCCUGUCAGUCCACAGUAUCUAGAAUGCCAAAAUCUUUGGCAGGCUUGCAUUCAGAAUCCGCUGCUUUGGAAUAUCUCUCCUGGACCGCUGCUCUCAGUCACUUGGAUUGUUAGAAGAGUGAUGUCUUGGGCAUGGUUUUAUUUUAUAUUAUUAUUAUUAUUUUCUGAGAAAACAGGGUGUUUAAGUUCCAGCCUAUUUAAAACCCCCACCAUUUGAAGAAUUGUAAAGGUUUUGUCCUGAAUUAUAGCGUGGGCGAGCUUGAGCUACUCAUGCCAACUGCUUUUUGUCUCUGUUGCUAUUCCAAGGACAGAAGGAGGAAGUUGGCCAAUUACAGGGUGCGUGUGUGGGUGUGGAAGGGGGUGUGAGUCUCAGAAACACAGCCAGAGGAUGGAGGAGCAGGCUUUCACCCCGCCCACUUCUAGGUGGGUCUUAGGGCUCUGUGGUGCCAAGAACGAUCCCGGAGCCCUUGGAGCAAAAGUGAGUCAGCCAGGCCAAAAUGAAACACAGCGGAGCCUCCAAGUGGAGACUUGACUGGUUGUAGAGCAAACAAACAAAACAGAGCCACCUUUUUUUAGGACUAAUUCAAGGAUGACAUUAGUCAUCCAUAAGGAUAAUGCUUUCUCGUGUGCACACAUGUGUCAGAAUAUAGGAGUUUUGUUUUGAAAACAGUCUUGUUAGGACUUUGAGUGAUUGUUGCCAUGGAAAGGGAUGCAUUCCUGUUGUCUUCAGGUUCCCCGACAGCAGAGAGGUGGUCCUCAGCCAUACCCGCAACCCCCCCCACCCCAGCUCCUCGCACACAGAGAUCUAGAAAAGUUUGCAGAAUUUUACUUUUUCUUAUUGUUUCUGAGCCCCAGACCCAUGCAGGGUGAUGUUCUGGUGGGUGUUAUCAAGCUCCCAGAAACCUGAAUUUGUGGUAGGAUCCCUUGCAAGGAUUUGCAGAAGGAGUCUUACCAGAAGUAAAAAACCAAGGACUAUUGUCGAGUCUUCAAAAUUCCGUUGUAAAUGGAAAUUCAGGCAGUGUUCACCUGUCGAGGUGGGGAAUGUGCCUUUUUCAGAGUUGACCAGGGGCGUCGGGCCGGACGAGGAGAAGCAGGGUGCCGCAGGGCCUCACUCCCGGGUGUCGUGGCCUCUCCCGUCACAGGGCCAGAGCGCGGGUUCUGGACGGUCGCUUUCCUCUGUGACCACAGCCGCAUCGAACAAACUAGGAGCUGUGGUCUCUCCCAGAGACGGGACUGCCCACAUAAACCCACCUCAGUGAAAUGGCCAUCCUCUAACCCGUGUACCUCAUCUUCCGGUUUCCCGAGAACCAUCCCACUUAAUCUAACCUGAUCCUUCCAAUAACCCUAUCCAGUUGGCAGAGCUUAUUCAUGUAUUGUGACCUUUGAAGAAAAAGGAACUGGGGUUCAGACUGACGGAGGGCAGGGUGCCCAUCCGUCCCGGCUCUGAGGAAGAGCCGAGUUAAGAUUUCAGGUUUGCUUCUUCCUGAAACUGAAUCUUUUGUCCCAUACUAGGCUCCCCAUCAAGAAAGGAACCCCCUUGGAGUGUCCAGGGGCAGGCAUAUGCCCUUGACCCAGCCGGUGUGCCUAGGAGCCAGUUUUGUGGAUGGAGUACAACCAUUCAAGCUGCGGUGCCAAGGGGGUGAGGGGGUCCGGAAGAGCGUGGGAGGGAUUUGAUACAAGCCCAUCCCUGCUCCAGGAGCAGGAAGCAAGAAGCCUGGGUCCCUGAUUUGGUUAGAAGGUGUGCCUCUUCCUCCAGGAAGCACAUAGCGUCCCUAAGUUGGAGCUUUCCCUUCUGCUUCUGGAAGAGGCUCUGGGACUGGGGGGAAGGGCACCCCCUCGCACCCGUCAGCAGUGGUCCCACGAUGGGACAGGGGCAGCUAGCUACUCAGGCUCCUUUAAUCAGGACCUCUUGAAGGCCUUUUGGUGGGGGCCUGAGGGAGAAAAGGCCACUGGGAAAAUUACUGCCUUUACUUGGGCAAUUACUUUUAUGCUGAUAACGGGGAUUUCUUGGUAGUCUUUGGUCCCAGAAACCCUAUCUUUACGUCAUGAGAUUUAGCUCCUAAUUUUUGAGUAAAAUAAAAUUCUGUGGUGUAAGAGCCAGCACGUGCCCAGCUGCCCAUGGUCGUUUUCUGGACGGCUUUCUACCCCUGGGAAGUGAUGGAAUAGGAACUCAGGGUGCUCUUACCCUCCUCCGUGAUCUGAUCCCUUUCUUUGACUAGCAGACCCCCACCUCAGUCAAAUUAGAGCACUAGAUGGUUUUCUUCUCAAACCUAAAAACAGUAUACUUUCCACAGGCUGGUCUGUUUAUCUGCCACUCUGAGUUAUCUGGAGAGCAGAAACCACCAUCUGUCAAAACAAGGGGCCUCAUCUAGAAGACCUCUAAGGUCCCUUUGGCUCUGACACUGUAUAGGGUUCUCUGAGAAUCCCCACCUGGAAUUUACCACCAUCUGGGAAUUAUAGGGUAUGUAACAAUACGGUGACCAGCAGGUGGCGCUGUGUUCCACCCAUGGUGAUGGAUGGUUUGAAAGGGAAUGUUGGUGCCUUUUGUGUCACAAGUUAAUGUUAAGAUGCUAAUGUUUUAAUCCAAAUAAGCACUGAUCUUAUAAUAAGAAGAUAUGCACUUUCCUCACAGGAGAUUUCUGCCAUAAAACCAGUACCAAGAACCACUGAAGAGCCAACAGUGUUGGUCUUAACCAAGUUAAGACUUUAUCCUGAUUGGAAGUAGAGGCCCUCUCCCGUUGAGAGAGCAGAGAGUGGUUGGAAGCUUGAUUUAUCUCCUGUCAGCUUUCAGGGUAAUUUGACUGUGAAAGCGUGAGUUUCCUGGACAGAAAAGGGGCAGGUAUAAACAUUGGUUUUAAAGGAAAGUGAGUUUAACGUCUGUUGUAUCACAAAUCAGUGUUAAAACACUAACUGUAACCAAAAUAAAUGUCUUACAUUACAUAGAAA
Messenger RNA from Mustela lutreola (European mink), 4502 nucleotides. RefSeq names its product dual specificity phosphatase 3 (gene DUSP3). Gene Ontology annotation, cellular component: cytoplasm. Bases 43 to 873 code for a protein of 276 amino acids. Lineage: Eukaryota; Metazoa; Chordata; Mammalia; Carnivora; Mustelidae. The transcript has 6 exons. The record is from RefSeq and is a predicted model, not a curated record. Gene Ontology annotation, biological process: negative regulation of MAPK cascade; protein dephosphorylation. Gene Ontology annotation, molecular function: MAP kinase phosphatase activity; protein tyrosine/serine/threonine phosphatase activity.